Doryrhamphus excisus (bluestripe pipefish) is the source of this 7647-nucleotide messenger RNA. RefSeq names its product cation/H+ exchanger protein 2 (gene cax2). Gene Ontology annotation, cellular component: endomembrane system; membrane. Gene Ontology annotation, biological process: calcium ion transmembrane transport; intracellular calcium ion homeostasis. Gene Ontology annotation, molecular function: calcium:proton antiporter activity. Lineage: Eukaryota; Metazoa; Chordata; Actinopteri; Syngnathiformes; Syngnathidae. The record is from RefSeq and is a predicted model, not a curated record.
CGUCAAAUCCGCUAGCUUGAGUAUCCUGCAUCUAGUCGGUCUGCGGGUCCUCCUUGCUGUCCAAGAUGUCCCACUGGUCAACGCAGAGUAUACCCACGAACAGCCGGAGGAGGGGGCCAUUUGAACGAACUCUGGAUCACCAUCCUCAGGAAGUACAUGAUGACCAGGCAGUGGACAGUGAUGGAUACCUCCAUGAAGGCUCUUGCAGAGGUCCACAGCCUACCACAGCAGAGUGUUGCACUGUGUCCACACAGCAGCCCUGUGCAUGUCCUGCUCUGUACACCACAAAAUGCAUGUCAGCGCAUACAUGUCCAAGCCAUUACAUUUAUGAAGAUAGCUGGGACGAGAUCCAAAGUAUAAGAACCAUCAGAGCAGAGAACGAAGUGGAAGCCAACAAGCUGGUCAACAACUACAGGUUUGGCUUCAGAAAAUGGAAGAGCCAUGUAACAGAGCGUCCUUUUGAAGACAGGUCAGAAGUUGUGAAAGAGCUCUACUCGGAGCUGAAUGUCAUCAAGCCUCAUGUUGGUCCAGGUCAUCUCAUUACAUGUGGAAAUGUAGUGUAUGUUGUUCUUUUUGGUUGGUGGGUGUCCCUGGCGUAACUCCUGGUGGGCUUACUCAUGUUCCUGACUGUCAUUGGUGUACCCUAUGGAAAGCUGUGUUGGAAGUUGUCCUGUUACUUUCUUUGGCCGUUUGGCAAGUCAGUUCACAAGAUUGAAAAUAAGUUCUGUAGAUGUGAGCAAAUGCCUAACUGUGAAUGCACCGGGGAGUGGGAGGAAGACAACUCUCCGGUUCUGCUGCCUUCACCGCCGGAGAGUCCAGUUCCAGAACCAUCAGAUCGGCCAGCACCCCCUCACCACUGGUGUCGUUUCUCCACUUAUGUGUGGCUGCUGCUGGGGUACCCUCCUCUGGUGGUCACCCAUUCGCUGGUCUGUCUCUUGUCCUGGAUCUUGGUCUUUACCAUCCCUGUGGCCAAGAUGAAUGCACGCACUCUGGGCAUCAUCCUACUCUUGCCUCCGGAGGAUGUGUCUGUGUCCAUCACCUCACAGAGGAAGCAUCAAGGUUAUGAGAGCAGGACGCUGCUGUGCUGCUACCAUGCAGCAAACUGGUUCUACUACAAAUAUACUGUUGAUGGCAUCAAUGUAUUUGCUGUCAAUCUCCUCCCUCUCGUAAUAAUUGCCAUGAUAAUCGGCUACAUUGACAGAGAAAACCGCUACACCAGUUCCGAUGUCAAGUUCGCCACGGCAUUAGGAUCUAUCAUCCCACUGUCAUAUUACAUCGGCAUGGGCAUCGCCAGCAUCUCAGCACAGAGUAACUUUGCCGUGGGCGCAGUUGUCAAUGCCACUUUCGGCUCUAUCACAGAGUUGACUUUUUACAUCACGGCUCUCCUCAGAGGUCACAGGGCAGCCAAUCCAUGCCUGCAGGAGGUGGUGAAGGCGGCGUUGACGGGCACGCUGCUUGGAUGCAUACUCUUCAUCCCUGGCAUCUGCAUGAUCAUUGGAGGAUUGAGACAUCGAGAGCAAAGAUUUAACAGUCGCUGCACAGGAGUAAGCUCUGCACUGCUCUUCAUCUCUGUAGGAGGCGUGUUCGCCCCCACACUGUUCUCUAAGGCUUAUGGUAAAUUGGUGUGUGAUGCGUGCACAUCAGGGAACAUCACGAGCAACAGCAGCGGCCCGUUCGUUUGCCACAGCUGCCAUUAUGAUGUGAACAAUGACACACUGUUCCACAACCAUGUUGAGCCCCUCGUGUACUCUAUUUCUGUCCUCCUGCCUGUCGCCUACAUCAUCGGGCUGAUAUUCACGUUGAAGACACACUCCCACAUUUACGACAUCCAUGUUGGACAGGAACCAGUGACUGGUCACCAUGGUGCAGUGGUCCACUGGUCCCGCUGGAGGUCCCUGCUCAUCCUUAUCAUGGCCACCGUGCUCAUGUCUGCUUGCGCCGAUCUCACCACAGAGCACGUGCAGCCCAUUCUCAACCAGCCCAACAUCUCCCAGUAUUUUAUCGGGGUAACACUUCUCGCCAUGGUUCCAGAGAUCCCUGAGAUUGUCAACGGGAUACAGUUUGCACUUCAGAACAACAUCAGCCUCAGCUUGGAGGUGGGGAGCUGUAUCGCUGUGCAGGUCUGCAUGCUCCAGAUUCCAAUCCUGGUCUUGUUUAAUGCCUUCUAUGAUGUGGGCUUUGUGCUCUUGUUCUGUGAUCUACAUUUUUGGACCAGUAUCUUCAGCGUGAUUUUGGUCAACUACAUCUUCAUGGAUGGCAAGUCAGAUUAUUUUCAAGGCACAGCUCUGGUAGUCGUCUAUCUGAUCCUAUUGGCUCUCUAUUACUUUGCUCCAUCUCCGGCAGGCUGCUGACUGUGGGACUGGACUAUUCAGGCAAAAUCAUUUAAAGCCACGGCACAUAAUAAUUCAACCUUACUUAGAAAGGGAAGGAGAACAGUAUCUUUUUUUAAUCCCAAUAUUGACAUUCCUGAUCACCUUCCACUUGUAUUGUGUUAGCAUUUGUGCUAAUAUUACUUUUCAGUUGUGUGGUGUGUUUGUGUACAAAGUUUGCCACGCUGAAGUGAUCAGGCAGUGUUUAAGACUUCUUGUUUUAGUGUUCAGCACACAUUAAAAGUAACUAACACUCACACGACUGUAGCAGGGAGCCGUGGAGCCAAAGUAUUCUUUACAUGCAGCUUUUUUUUGUACUCAGUGUUCAACCUUGAUCCUAACAUGACAAUAUUUUAAUGAAAUAGAUUAAAAUUAUUUUAGAAUCUGCGCAAAUGUGUUGUAAGAAUAACGUAUUUAUACCUUCAGUGUGUCAUAAUGGUUAUGCAUGUGGUAUUUAAAGAGGAAAUAGUGUGUGUACAAAUACAACACCUUGAUACAAACAUAUGGAAAAAAAUGUCUGGCUGAGUUUUAUUGCACAGACAGGAAUAAAAAAAAAAAUGUACAUCAUCAAAUGUGUGAGGAGACGUUCACGUACAAUGCAGCGACAUGCAGGAGAGAUCAUUUCACAAAUAUAAUCAUCUAUCUCAAGCAAGGCCUAGUCGGAACAUACCAUCCCAUUUAAGGAGACUUGCUGUAAAGUGUCAAUGUGAAAAUGGACUCUGUUUAAUUACACAAGAUACUGUGUGCUUUUCAAAAAAUACAUUUUUGCUGCUUAAAAAAAAAAAGUACAAUGCCACAAAAAAUAUAAAUAAUAAAAUCCUGUGUACACAUUGUGGCGUUCAGACACGGAAGUGAGAAGAAAAUUGGGUAUGGUAAAAAAAAAAAAAACACUCAAAAAGUGUCAAUUCAAAGUAAAAACAGCAGCAGCACAGUGAUUAAAACAACUCAAGAAAACCUUCUGACUGGCUUCCAGCACCAAGUAAAUCAUUAAAAUGGACACAGUUCAGGGUGGAUUUACAGCAUUUAAAAAAAGGCACCAAUUAAAAAAAUGAAGGACUGGUGUGAAGCUACACUGUAUUCUUUUAUAAUUUAUGGUGUAAAAUACAGCUAUAAGACGAGGCACUGGAAAAGUCACAGUGAUGGCAUGCAAUACACCAAAACAUUUAAAUAUCGUUGAGGGUUUGGGUUUUUUCUUGCGUCACUUACAUGACUUCAUGUUUUUGUUUGGUUUUUGUUUUUUGUUACUGCAACAUUAAACACAAAGUCAAUUUGUUCAAUGCAAACGAGUCGUGAGGCCAUAAAAAUGGUAUCAUACAAGGCUGUACGGGCACACUCAGCCUGUUUUGUUUUUUUUAGAUUAAAAAAAAAAACAAUCCAAAAACGGCUCAUCUCAGCGUGAGACACUACACAGAUGUCGAACGAAAACACAUUCACAAAAUGAGACUAGUUCUUGAAGGCGAUCUGCAAGUCCAAUAUCCAUGCAAGGCUGACCAAUCACAUAACAGGCCGAGGUUUGAGCUCCACCUACUUCAGUCGCUCAAUGAGUGUGUGUGUUAGUCCCAUGUUGAGCAGCUGCAGCGUGGAGAGCUGUGCCAAGUGAGGCUGCAUCUUCAGCAGUCUUUCCCAGGCCAGUUCCAGCAGACUGGGCACCACCAGCCACACUUUGUACAACGAGCCCGUCCUUCGAUUGCCAGACAUGUUGACCACGCCGCCGUGGACAUACAUGCACCCCGCCUAAGAGAAAAAAGAGCCAGAGAGGCCGAUGGCAUGUCUUCUGUGCACAGUAAAACCAUAUUUUAUUUACUAACCGGCGUCACGGCAGCGCAGUGGAAGUAGGCAGGCUCUGGCAUGAUGGUGGGUAGCUUGGUCCACUGGAAAGUGCGAAGGUUGAGCUUCCAUAAAUCGGGCAUGAUCAGCUGACCGUCGUAGCCGCCACAUAUAAACACCUCUGGAAGGCAAGAGACGAAGACAGCAAUAUGAACUUCCAAACAUUUCACACUGCUGGCUGAAAGAGCACUCACCAUUUUGGACCUGCACACAGCUGUGGCAGCGACGGGCAGCUGGAUAUCCUGUCAUGAUGUUAAAAAAAAAAACACUAUUAGUAGUAGUAAUAAUCUGUCAGAAAUAAAAGUAAAGCAUCCAACAAAAACCUAGUUUUUCAUGGGGUUUGGUGACUAUUUCCUCCCAGUAGUUUGUCUCCAAGUUAUAUGCAUGAAUCUGAAAAAGACAAAGCACUGAAACACUCACUGUAGUCAUGCCAUCCAAGUAAGAGAAGUAGAACUUCUACUUCUCUUACUUGGAUGCAAAAGCUAAUAAACUUCAACUGGAAUAUAAUUUACAUAUAAAUACAAAUACUGUCUGCAGUUGAAUACAUUUUAAGCACCUCAUCCAAAAUGUAUAGUGUAGAUCAGGGGUCUCAAACACGCGGCCACUAGUUUGAGGCCCCCGCCUUGAUAUGAAAGUUUAAUGUUAGUGCGGCCCGCGCAAUUUUGAUAUGGAUGCUGUAUGGUAUCAUGUACCCAGAAAAAAAUAUUACGUUUGAUUAAUGUUCAUGUUAAAGGUUAAAUAACUGUUAAUAGUUAUCCUCCCUAUCUGUGUGGAAGUGGUACGUUUUUGGCUAUUUAAGUUUAAAGGAAAUGACUUGAAGGCUACUGUUCAGGUCGCUAGCUCUCUAGUUUGUGAGUUAGCAUGUGUCUCAAGAGCCUGCAGUUGCGCAAUAUGUUGUAAAUUAAAAAAAAGUAUAAAUGUGACUAUAGUCGUGUUUUGUCUACAGAGCUCUAAUAAUGCUUUGUUAAUUUUAAUCUGAAAAAAAUAAUUGGUCUACCCACCAACUAUAUGUGGUUUCUUAAGUUUUUAUUAUUUGCCGUUUUAUUAUUAUUAUAUUUAUUUAUUACAGAUUGAUUUUCUUUAUUCUUGAUUUGUUUAUGUAUUUUUCAUCUUAAUUUGUGCAGAAAAAUAAAAAAUAAGAUAUUUGAGAAAAGUGGAAUGUUUUAUCAGAGCUUUUAUUGUAGAAAAUCGGAACCAAAGCACUGAAAAAGUUUGUAUAUUUUUCUGUUUUUAAUAAAUGCGUUUUUUUUUUUUUUUUUUUAAAACCUGAUGCGGCCCAGCCUUGCCCAGACCCUAGCUCCAGUGGCCCCCAGGUAAAUUGAGUUUGAGACCCCUGGUGUAGAUCGAGUCUACAAUCUUUACAACAUUUUGAUACAUGCAUUACAUCACAACUGGAUCUCUUACCUUGUCCAAGCGAUAUGAUGACCAGGAAGUCCCGCCUCCUAAUAUGUAUAUCCGCUUUCCAUCAUGAGCGAGUUCAUGUCUGUACCUGUGGGAUGACAUCAUUCUCAGUACUUUUAUGUGUUGUUUUUACAAUUAUUCAGCCCGACCUCUCCUCAGGGAGAUCUGUGGGGGCAUUGUUGGGCUUGAGGUGGAUCCAUUCUUUGGUUGUGAGGUCCAGCCUGUGCAGGUCGGUACUGUAAAGGUAACCUGUUGUCCCUCCAAAAACAUACAGGUAGCCAUUUAGGAUGACCAUUGCCUGCAGUAGGACAAGAGCAUGUGAGUUUGGAGCCAUCUACUAAAAAAAAGCAGACAUAAGAGAGCAGAUUAGCUACCUGGCCGUAGAUCUUGUUGGGCUUCGUCCCUCGGUAGGGGAGCAGGUUCCAUUGUUUGUACUGAACGUUGCAAACGUGGACGUCGUUGCCGUUGUUUUCACCGAAAGGAAUCCCAGUGCCGCCAAACACGAGCAGGUUGUUGCCAUGGAAUACAGCUGAGAUGGAAUGGUGUCAUUUAUGCAUCAUUAAACAAAGCUCGUUCAUAUUUGACAUCCAUUUUAAUAUUAAUUCAAAUAGUGGCAAAUGUGUACUUAACUGCAGUAUCUGUGUAUCUGGUAUUUAUUUGAAGAAAAACAGCGUGACACGAAACGAUUGCUGCUCCCGUGUUACACUUAUACUUAUUUUUGGUUCCUGUCAAUACGAGUGCAGUUUAAAGCAGAAGUAAUUGUUCCAUGUACGCGUUUUUCCAGGGAACACAACACCUAAAGCUGACAACUGUGAAAGUGUGCAUGUGCCGCAUACGUAUAAGACUGUAUGUUGUGUAUUCCAUUUGUUUAUUAUUUGUUUAUCAGUCGCGUACCCCUUUAGAUAUUUGACCUGAAGCCAUGUACCUGUGACUUCUGCAUUAGGCUUUUCAUCUUAAUUAACUUGAAAUAUUGAACAUAAUUAAUUGCUUAAUUGAUUUUAUAGUAAUUCCGGGUCAAAAAUGUUAUUUUGCAUGGUCACAUUUGCAUAAAGUUUGACAUGAGCACUGAUGAAUAGAUAAUCAUCCUUGUUAUUUUUUAUUCCAGUUUGACUUUGGCAUCCUUUCGUAUGAAUUGCUUGAAUUUGAGAUGCCGUUUUUGUCCACUAAUGAUAGCUGUAUACCUAUUUUAUUCAUAAAAUAAUAUAAAUUAUUUAUAAGAAUAUAUUUUUUUAUGUUUUCAGAAAACUAUUUUUAACGCUUGUAUUGGUGCCCACCAGACAUGGAAGCGAGUUCUGUAGGAAUGUAACCCUCCGUCUGAACGCGGUGCCAGGUUGCUGUGGCAAAAUGAAACCUCCAAAGUUCCCUGAAGAGUGGGUAGUCUUCAUUUUCCGCCCCACCCGCCUCCUCAAAGUCCGGGUUGUAGCCUCCAAACACAUAAAGGUUGGUGCUGUCCGCCACACAGCGGUGUCCACUGCGAGCUGAGGGCACACACGGCCCUGAGAGAGAGAAAAUGUGUCAUUUCCUUUGUUUGUUUGUUUUUUUUAACGCACCCAUCAUGCAAAACCACUUACCUUCUCUUAGAAACCUGUUAGGAAUGCGCAGGUUGGGGGAUGCCUGAGAAAAGAUGCGCCUCGCCUGGAGCCAGCGUGCCCGCUUUUUGAAACCUGCAAGAUGGACACAGUUAAGUACGUUCACUGACCAAAACAUUAGGUACACUUGAACCAUCUAAAAACAAUAGUAUAUCAAUGCGAAACGUUUCCAUAUUGAUCCGAUACCUUAUGAAUACAGAGUCAGUAUCACUGAUACCAGUCAUUUUUACUUGGCCAGUUUUGGGAGUUUUGCCUUUAAGUUUGUUGAUCAUGAUUAUCAGAAUAAAACACAACAGAUUUUUAAAUAAUUGUAUCAACACAAUAAUUUGUGAACAAUACAACAAUACACACUAUUAUUAAAUUAUCAUACAAAAUGGCACAUAUUGAACAUAGGAAGUUAUAUUUUUAAUUUUACUGAUUAUUGAGAUGUAGGAUUAAAUAAGAUAUGCUUCUUUCUAUUA